AUGCUUCAGGUAAUCGCCAAGAGUUAUGAAGCUCACAAAAGCUUCUUUCUCGGGGGUUAUAGAAGGCUUUGGCAAGACGGUCUUUUCGUUGCUGUUAAUUCUGCUCCCUCGAUCUUCCAUGACUCGAAACCCCGCUACAAUAAAACCGCUCAUCACAUCACAAAGAUGCUUCCAUUUUUGUGUAAUGAGAUUUGGGACCUUGUAUUCUCCAACUUUGAGGAUACCAUAGAUGUAGAUGAUGGAUCAGAUCAUGGCCUGUAUCCAUUCCCCAAAGACACUCAUAUUCCAACUCUUAAAUCACUGUGUCUUGUCAGCCGUCGGUUCUACAAAUUGGCCAGGCGAAAUCUGUAUCAUACCAUCUCGAGUGGAACAUUAUACGGCCAACAGAAUAAUACAAAGAUGUGUUUACUCGCCCGUACGCUCCUCUUAAACUCAGAGCUCAGGUCAGAAAUCCGUGCAAUCGAUCUGAGUUCCUCAGGAAACUGGAAAACUCCCUUGGUCAACAGUGAGUUUUGGCCAUCAAGCAUUGAACGCGUUGAACCUACUCAACUCCGAGACUUGCUGAAGGAAGACAUAGAAAGAUACUCUGCCACUGAAGCUGGGACAUGUUUGCUUCUGACCCUCAUGCCAAACCUUCGGAUGGUCGUAUUGACAGACCCCCGGACAAACUCCAAGGCACUGACCUGGAUCCUAGGGGGGAAGAUGAGGACUCCCCAACCUGGCACUGAAGAUCGACCAGAAUUAGUUGCGAACUACCUCGGUCAGCUGGAAGAAGUUCACUGGUCGCCAAUACAGACCAUGCUAGAAGAUUCGGACAAUUGUAGCACGGAAUCUUUACUACUCCUUCCCAACAUCAAGCGACUCUUCCUAUCACCUUUCGCACCCACCUUCACUAUUAGUCAUCCCGUGGUUCCAGACUUUCAGAGCGGGCUACAGAGUUUGACAAUCGACGGCUGUGUGAUCAGACCCGCCUUCCUACAGUACAAUCUUUCUCGAUGCAAGGCCUUACAGUACUUGGACCUGGAUCUUACAGAUUGCUACGACGUAAAGGCAGUGGAUUUGAAGGUGAACCUGCACAACUUUGGAAGCGUUCUCAGAGAGUUUGGACAAGAUCUUGUCAGCUUAAGGUUGAGAUUUUACGACUGCGAAGAGUACGCCCAAGGCAAGAUUGGCUCUCUAAAAGGACUUAAGCGCCUCCGUCACCUUUCAGCUCCAGUAUUUGUGCUUGUCGGUGUAUGCGAGGACGCAAUCCCACUACCGGAAGUCUUGCCUGGAUCAAUUGAGACGUUUGAAAUGCAUUUUGUGGAUGAGUAUGGGCUGGCAAAUAGCGACACUCUGGGAACAAAGUCUGCUGCGAACGACGACCGAGUGGUUCGCUUACUCAACAACAAUCAAUUGCCUAAGCUACAGGAAGUUGUAUAUAAUUGUUAUAUGGACGGCCAGGACGACAGGCUCACUAACUUCACUCAAGUUGAGGGCUGGAGUGUCAAGAACGAGGCACAACUACGGCGCUCGUUUGCCAGAGAGCCAUUUUCUCGGAGGAUGGAAUUAGUACGCGGAGAAUAG
This is a messenger RNA of Fusarium oxysporum Fo47, 1566 nucleotides long. RefSeq lists its product as uncharacterized. Lineage: Eukaryota; Fungi; Ascomycota; Sordariomycetes; Hypocreales; Nectriaceae. The transcript is spliced from 2 exons. The coding region runs from base 1 to 1566 and encodes 521 amino acids. The record is from RefSeq and is a predicted model, not a curated record.